This is a messenger RNA of Scheffersomyces amazonensis, 701 nucleotides long. RefSeq names its product Ran GTPase-binding protein (gene YRB1). Gene Ontology annotation, cellular component: cytoplasm; nuclear pore. The record is from RefSeq and is a predicted model, not a curated record. Bases 23 to 655 code for a protein of 210 amino acids. NCBI's taxonomy places the organism in Eukaryota, Fungi, Ascomycota, Pichiomycetes, Serinales, Debaryomycetaceae. The transcript has a single exon. Gene Ontology annotation, molecular function: GTPase activator activity. Gene Ontology annotation, biological process: NLS-bearing protein import into nucleus.
GUCUAUACUUAAAGCAGUAAUAAUGUCGUCAGAAGAUAGUAAACCAAAAGUCGAAGAGGCCACCACUACCAGCACUCCUGCUGUUCCAACAUCCAAUGUUUUCUCGAUGUUUGGAGCUAAGAAGGAAAAGAAGGAAGAACCAGAAGCUGUAGCCGAAGGUGAAGGUGAAACUAAACAAGAAAAGAAGGAAGGUAAAGAAGAUGAAGAUGACAAGGCCGAAGAAGAAGAAGCCGAUGUGCAUUUUGAACCAUUGGUUACUUUAGAAAAAGUUGAUGUCAAAACCAAUGAAGAAGACGAAGAAGUAUUAUAUAAAGUUCGGGCUAAAUUAUUUAGAUUUCAUGGAGAUAGUAAAGAAUGGAAGGAAAGAGGUACAGGAGAUGUUAAAUUUUUACAACAUAAGCAAACUAAAAAGGUUAGAAUCUUAAUGAGAAGAGAUAAGACAUUAAAGAUUUGUGCCAAUCAUUUAAUUUCUGGAGAUUAUGAAUUAAAGCCUAAUAUUGGAUCUGAUAGAUCUUGGGUAUAUAGUGUUGCGGCUGAUAUUUCUGAAGGUGAACCUGAAGCACAAACUUUAGCCAUUAGAUUUGGUAAUAAAGAAAAUGCUGAUAAGUUUAAAGAGCACUUUGAUACUGCUAGAGAUGCUGCUAAAAAGGCAUAAGCGAAUUUAGUUUAAUAUAUUGAAUAUAUGAAUAGUAUUAGUUAAA